Tricharina praecox is the source of this 779-nucleotide messenger RNA. RefSeq lists its product as uncharacterized. The record is from RefSeq and is a predicted model, not a curated record. NCBI's taxonomy places the organism in Eukaryota, Fungi, Ascomycota, Pezizomycetes, Pezizales, Pyronemataceae. The transcript has 7 exons. The coding region runs from base 1 to 660 and encodes 219 amino acids.
AUGGGUGAAGGAUCAAAAAGGUUGUCUGGUGACAGCAUGGAGUGCCUAAGUAGCGGUGUGUGGCCUUAUCACUGCAGGUAUUUCACCGACGAGGAUGGCCAACCUAACCUAACGCUCUUCUCGUUCGCCAGUCGUCGGGGUGUAAACUCCAUCGAUCUAGUCCAGAUCCUCGACGAUGAUUUGUCCGAUGUGCGAGCUGGGAAAUUGUGCGAGGCCUCUUGCAGGAUGCACGGCUUCACCACAUAUAUUGUAUCGCGCACAUCUUCCUGCUCGGCUGUGUGUGACGCACCCGCGUUGGGCGGCGGCGACGACGACGCGACACCGGCGCCUACUUUCCUACUUCAUACCCCUCUCUCGUCGGUGAUGUGCGAUGUGCGAUGUCUCCCGCCCGAAGUCGGCGCUAUUGUUCCUUCGGACGAUCCUUCAGCCCCGCAUGCGCGCGCACGCAACUCCACUCCCCACGCCACUGGGGAUCGUCGACGGCGGCCAUACAAACGGGAUUCGAAACGAGUUCAGGUUCAGCCGGUGGACUCUGGAGUCUGGAGUCGCCAGAAGUUAAACAGCACCUCCGAGACAUGGACCCCACCCCAGGGCCCACAGGACCAAGAGCGAAACUUGCCUGUUGAUCCACCGGACCACUGGUUCGACAUCCAAGUAUAGUACUACUUUAGAGUCUAGAUACUGUACAUAUUAUACACACUCUACUUGCAUGCUGCGUGCAUGGAUGAUGGAUGAUGGAUGAUGGGGGAGGUCUCUCUUUCAUCGGAGUUGUGCGGGCG